AUGUCGUUCUCUGCGGAGUCGCUACGCAAUCGACGUAAGGCAGCGCCUGCGUCCUUGGACGUGAAGAAUACUGCACAAUUCUAUCCAGCAUGGACUGUGGUGAAAAAGCGUCAAUCGGAGUCGACAGACUUUGCCGAUACCGAUUUCGAAUAUGGCUCCUCAGACGAAGAGUCUCCUCGCAUGAGUAUGGGCUCAUUUGGUCGUGAUAGUAGCUCUUCCCUUUCCACACCAGAGCUACCUACGCCUGACCAGGCCCCAAACGAGCCUUUCAGCUUCCAGCUUGACAAACGAAUCAAGGGACCUUCCGGACCGCACCUCUUCAGGUCAUCUAUUGCUUCUUAUGGCUCUGCGCCAUCGACUGCCGAGAUUGAUGUCUACUUUGAGAGAUCACCUGUGCAGUCUCAACUCGCCCAGGCCCCAUAUUCUGGGACACAGUUUUCUGAAACACCAGUUACUCAGUCCCAGUACCAAUUCUCUCCUUGCACUCCCAAGGCCUUCGCAACCGUGCACCCAGACGUUUCGCAGGUGGAGGAGAGUGAAAUCCGAGGCUGGAUGCCCACCCAGGUAGCACACUGGAUGCAUAUCGCCGGAUAUGAUGACUACGUUAUUGAGAAGUUUAUGGUCAACGACAUCACCGGCUCUGUUCUGCUAAGUCUCCAAAUCGAUGAUCUCAAGGAACUCGGAAUCAAAUCAUUUGGCAAACGUCAUCAGUUAAUGUCAUCCAUUAACCAUUUACGCACGACUAUGCGGAAAACCCCAGACCUAGAACUACCUAUCGACCAUAGGCGCUCGUAUGCAGUGUCCGUAUCUCCGACGGGAGAAGUGCUUUCCAGGGAAGCCGUUGGCCUGGACGGUAGUCGGCAGGUUGUGGCAGGGGAAGCUGUCUCCAUUGUCGGUAUUGAGCAGGUUCUUCCUAAGCCCCAUAAGUGCUCCAAGGGAGAAAACUGUCCCAAGUAUAGAAAGCGCCAGCGCCAGCUGGAGAAGCUCGCUGCGGAAUUCCCUGACGCUGUUCUCCUGCCAGGAGGUUCAAUGCUCACAGGAAAUCCUGGAAACCCAGACACGGCAAAGAACCUCCUGCGUCCUACAUCCGAUGCUGGGCCUUCGAUCGUCGCUUCGUCAGACAUCUUUGGGCCAGCCCAAGAGACUCCUAGACUCUGUGAAGAAGCGCUAAACGAGGUUCAGAAACUCGAUCCACAGGAAAGUAUUAGGCAAUUUCUAAAUUACCAGCACGUGGAGUCGUGCGACCCUGGAUCUGAACUAGCACCAGAGCCAGCCCCAGAUCCCGAACAGCCCGCAGAACCCGUCCCUGCGCUGACUCCCCCAACUUCUCACACAAACAACAUGGCUGCUAAUCUUCGUAACCUACCCAAGUUGAAGAUUCCUACUGACUAUGACUCGGAUGAGCUUACGACAGCUGUUACAACCCAGCGAACGAUCACUCCGUCCGUGGCAACCCAGACGUAUGGUUCCCCGACCGUAAUCCAACAGUAUGGUCCGUUCAGUUCUAUGAGAACUAUGGACCAUUAUCGUCGAGGCACACCUUUUUCCGAGAUGGAUGCCCCAAUCACUGCACUCCCUAGUGAUCCUGUGGGCCGUGAUGUCUCUCAGUCCGUUCCGCCAGAUAUGCGCUAUGGAAACCUCAUGCAACUUCGCCAGCAAAGGCAUGCACCACGUAGCGCCUUCUUACGCCCUCAACCUAGCCCACCGCAACAUCGUGCUCAGGGAAGGCCACUCACCCCUAUCGAGGAUCCCGAAGAUUUAAGGAAGAGAAGCCCACGUAUAGGAUUCCACAACCCCAGCUCCUCAGAUACCUCUCUCUCCUCGGACCCAGAUGUGACCAAAAGUGGGUAUAUGAAAAAGCGGAAACAGGCUCGAUUCCUUCGUCAUGAAUGGCAAGAUGCGCACUUUACCUUGCGUGGAACUAAUUUGGCUAUGCACAAGGAUGAGCUUGCUGCCAUUCGCAACUCCCAGGCUCUGGAUUCGAUCGACGUCGAUGAUUUCGCCGUUGCUUGCUCAUCACUAGCUACAAGCUCCAAAUUGACCGCCGCAUUCAAACGGUCAGUCCUACGCAGCGGGAACAACAUCAGCAAAGAUAAUGCAGCCUUCGCCUUUUCCCUGAUUCCUUCGACAAAGGAAAAUGAGAAAAAGGCAUUGUUUGGGAAUAGUAAUGUUAAGAGCCAUCAUUUUGCGGUCAAAACUCGAGAUGAACGCAUUGACUGGAUGCGAGAGCUGAUGCUUGCCAAGGCCCUCAAGAAGGGUAAAGAAGGAGGUGCCUCGAUGCAAGUAAAUGGGAAUUUCAUCUAA
Aspergillus oryzae RIB40 is the source of this 2304-nucleotide messenger RNA. RefSeq lists its product as uncharacterized. Gene Ontology annotation, molecular function: protein binding. Lineage: Eukaryota; Fungi; Ascomycota; Eurotiomycetes; Eurotiales; Aspergillaceae. The record is from RefSeq and is a predicted model, not a curated record. The coding region runs from base 1 to 2304 and encodes 767 amino acids. The transcript has 4 exons.